Podospora pseudocomata is the source of this 3434-nucleotide messenger RNA. RefSeq lists its product as uncharacterized. The coding region runs from base 1393 to 3186 and encodes 597 amino acids. The record is from RefSeq and is a predicted model, not a curated record. The transcript is spliced from 3 exons. NCBI's taxonomy places the organism in Eukaryota, Fungi, Ascomycota, Sordariomycetes, Sordariales, Podosporaceae. Gene Ontology annotation, molecular function: copper ion binding; oxidoreductase activity.
AGGAUUCGUAAGCUCUUCAAUAGUGUGAUGCCAACUUCCAGCCGCCGUAACGCUCAAUAAUCAAUACGCCCAUAGCAGACUAACAAGGUUGGCCGUUUGAACUUAAAAAGAUGAGAUGACGGGUGGCGCCGGCUCAGAUUAGGUCUGUACGACUAACCUCGACCUUGGCAUAAGGGACGUUUGUAGGCCAAGCAGACGUCGGAUGCGAUAUGCAGCCGUCUUACUCAUGCACUGAGAUCUCGACCUGAUUCAUGUGAUUAAGAAGAAGCUCGUCGGAUCUUGUGUGACCAAUGCCAGAGCCCUGGAAACCAACACGAACAACGAUGACGCUCUGGCAAGGUUGACAAGGACCACUUGCUCCUGGGAGCAGCCACGUGCAGCCGCAUAUCACAUAUCUCCACUGCUUACUUACUUUCCUACCCAUGAGCCAUGGGUCCUAGGUACUGUUCCUCCCGACAAAAACGGCCCCCGCGCCACACUGACCUUGACAGCUCGCGGGUGCGCUGCGCUCGGCCGAAUCCUUCUUCACACCGAACUCUGCUCCAUUCCCAGGGUAGUUUGGAUACCAACUAGGUUCCCAUCACGAGAGCCCUCUGACUCCUAACCGCAGUCACCCACUACGGAAUGUGUAACCCCCCGUGCGGCCCUAAUUUUCAUCCCAUAUUGCGACCCUAACGUUGACGCAAGGUACACUCCGCGGCUCGUACCACGUGGCCCCAUGUCCCUCGUCUGAACAAUAGGGGCACCCGCAAGCUGGGAGCAAAGACCCAAUCCGAGCUUGUCACCAUUCAAGGAAAGGAUCGUCACCUUGCAGCUUUUAUUGACAUCUAGCGCCUCCUCUGGCAUCAACAUCAGCCAUGACAAGCCCUCGAGAGCUGAUGUCGUAUAUACGAGACGGCACAAAGUUCCUCGACAGCUUCAUCGUGUAUCAGGCACUGAUACCUAGUCGUUCAGGAACAAACAUGACAAUGCUUAGACACGGCUCUUUGAUCCCGCAGGGUGUGUGCUCAAGCUGACCACCACCGCCAUCCCCACGCUCUGGACGAAUGCGGCGCUGUUAAAAUUACCAUCACCAAUGCUUCCCUUUUCUGUGAAGUCUGCCUGGAGCGGUGGCAUGAUCGGUCCGCCGUUGCGGAUGAGGCAGGAUGAAGCUAUCCUCGUGGACAUGGAGUUAUCGGGCUGGCCGGAAGCCUUCCUAUACCCUGGAGGAAAUAUUGAUUUCAAAGACGCCUUCGUUGAAGACAUCACGAGUAUAAGAAGAUGGCCAUGUGCGCGUUAUCAAACACCUUUGUCUCACAUCCUCAAGCUGAGAAAGAGCUUUCGGCAUACUACCUACUUCUUACACUCUUUUGAUAUCAUUAUUUUGAUUGACCAGCCGGUCCAUCAGACACUAUGAAGCAGACGCUUCUUGCCCUCGGGGCUUUCUUUACAGCCGUCACGGCUAUCGCCCUUCCUCUUGACUCUUUGCAGUCGAACCCUCAUCUCACACCUCUGAAGCCUCGUCAGGGUUGUGAAAACACUCCGACUUCCCGUGAAUGCUGGGGAGAGUUUGGUCUCGAUACCAAUUACUACACCACCUGGCCCAACACCGGAAACACUAGGGAGUACUGGCUCUCUGUCCAACAGGGAGACUGCUCCCCUGACGGCUACCUUCGAACAUGCAUGACCUUUAACGGCACUAUUCCUGGCCCCACGAUCUUUGCCGAUUGGGGUGAUGACCUUGUCAUCCAUGUCACCAAUAACAUGCUGGAGAACGGGACAGCCAUUCACUGGCAUGGUCUCCAUAUGAGGGAUAACUCUCUUAAUGAUGGCGUGCCUGGCGUUACUCAGUGUGGUAUCCGCCCUGGUGACACCCAAACCUACCGGUUCAAGGUCACCCAAUAUGGCUCGACUUGGUACCACUCUCAUUUCUCUCUGCAGUACGCUGAAGGUCUCUUUGGCGGCAUGAUCUUCAAUGGUCCCGCUACUGCAGACUAUGAGGUUGACCUUGGCAACUUGUUCCUCUCUGACUGGGGCCACACCGAGGCAUUCCAUCUCUGGAGUACUGUCGCCAAGGGCGGUAGACCUCCCACGCUUGAAACAGGUCUCAUCAACGGCACCAACACCAUUACCCCUAACUGCAACCCUGCCACCGACGCUCGCUGCGUUGGACAGGGUGCAAAGCACGAGAUCAUUUUCAAGGAGAACACAACAUAUCUCAUCCGUCUCGUCAAUCCAGCUGUUGACUCAGUGUUCGACUUCAGCAUUGAUCAGCAUGACCUGACUGUUAUCGCCCAAGAUCUUGUCCCAAUCAAGCCUUACACCACAGACUCGGUUCAGAUCUCGAUGGGUCAAAGAUAUGAUAUCGUCGUCACAGCCAAACCCAAGAACAAGACCGCCGACGGCAACUACUGGCUCCGCGCCGGACUCAUCGCAGGAUGCAGCGGUCCCAACCUCAACGCUGCAAGCAUCACCGGCAUUGUCCGCUACGACGAGGAUAGCACUGCACUCCCCUCCUCCACCAACCACAACACCAUUUCCACCAGCUGCCUCGGCGAACCUCUCGCCAGUCUCAAGCCCUACCUCGAACUGAACGUGACAAACAUGUUCAACACCACCCUCGAGAACCUGGGCACCAGGCCACAGGGCGUCGACGGCGCGGAGUGGUUCCAGUGGACGCUCAAUACCUCCUCCCUGCACCUCGACCCGUCCCACCCCACGCUGGAGCACGUCUUCAACAACGAAAGCAUCUUCCCCACCCCUUACAACGUGGUGGGCGUGCAGCCUUCCGGCACCGGUGAGCAGCAGUGGCAGGUGCUCAUCAUCCAAGACCAAACUCAGAUUGGCGCCGCCCACCCAAUUCACCUCCACGGUCACGACUUCUGGGUACUGGCCGCAGUUCCCCAAGCAACCUUCAACGGCGACACCUCCGGUUUCAACACCGCCAACCCCUCCCGCCGCGACGUCGCCGUCCUCCCCGGGCGCGGCUACCUCGCUAUCGCGUUCGAGCUCGACAACCCCGGUGCUUGGCUGGUGCACUGUCACAUUGCCUGGCACGCCAGCCAGGGCUUGUCCCUGGAAUUUGUCGAGAGCCAGAGCAAGAUCAGGAGCGGACUGCUGCAGAGGGACAUCGAUGAGUUUGAGCGGACUUGCCAGAGGUGGACGGGCUGGCCGCCUGUUCACCCGCAGGAGGACUCUGGUAUCUAAGGGAGAUUUCAGGCUCCUAGGAGGUGGUAAUUUCAUUUGUCCCUGCUGUACCUACAUGGGGGUUUCUUUGAGUUUUUGGGUCUUGGAUAACUGGUUGGUGGUUGCGCAUAGACGGGGUCUCGUUAUGGGGUUGUGUUAGUGUAUAAGAACACUCUCAAGUUAUUUUGUGCAGGGUAACAAACUGACAGGGAAAUGUACUUUUCGAUUAGGUUUGUCAUUGAAACAUUGGUUCGUGUGCACUAUGUGGG